Aspergillus alliaceus is the source of this 3192-nucleotide messenger RNA. RefSeq lists its product as uncharacterized. The transcript is spliced from 2 exons. The record is from RefSeq and is a predicted model, not a curated record. The coding region runs from base 242 to 2950 and encodes 902 amino acids. NCBI's taxonomy places the organism in Eukaryota, Fungi, Ascomycota, Eurotiomycetes, Eurotiales, Aspergillaceae.
AAUAUCCCCUGCAGGUACUCUGUGUGUGUGUGUGUGUGUGUGUGUAAAAGCCCCCUGCUGUAAAGACUCUGGUGCGCACUGAUCUUCUUUUUCUUCUUUUUGUUUGUUGUGGUCCAUUUGCAUUGUCGAUUCUUCCUGGUAUACCAUUGCGACGGAUGUGGUGGUCUCGAGCCGUAUCGUUUCCCUUGUAUUAACUGUCUUCCGUUCAACUCGGACGAUUUUUCAAUUGGGUAGUCGUUAUAUGAUGGCUUCCAAACCGCCUCGGUUAUCUAUGCUCAACCAUGCCGCAGGCAUCUAUGCCGACAUGUCUGUUGAUGGGCCCGCUAUUGGGACUCUGGUCCUCGUCGUCGACCGGGCGAAGAACCUGCCCAACAGAAAGACUAUGGGAAAACAAAAUCCCUAUUGCGCGGCUCGUUUAGGAAAAGAAGCGAAGAAAACUGACACGGACAUGCGUGGUGGUCAAACGCCGAGAUGGGAUCAAGAGCUCCGAUUCACCGUACAUGAGUCUCCGGACUAUUUCCGGCUCAAGGUAUCUAUAUUCAACGAUGAUAAAAGAACCGACCUUAUUGGCGAGACAUGGAUUGAUCUCAAAGACCUGAUCAUCCCCGGAGGUAGCCAAAGCGAUAGCUGGCAUCCGUUACAAUUUCGCGGGAAGUAUGCUGGUGAAAUUCGUAUCGAGAUGACUUACUACGACACUAGACCGGAAGAUGACGCAGUCAUUGAACGACGUACUCAAGUAGUGGAGAAAGUUCACGCUCCGAGUAGACCUAGUACCUCGAGCUCAAGCUUGAACUUAACCCCGAGCCCAGCGCCGAUCAGCUCUUCUUCAUCUUUAUCUGGACCUCGACAACUGAAAGAGGUCAAGCGACGUCCGUUGCCUAGUGAUCCGACUGGGUCACGUCCUACGCUUCCAGAAAAGACCGCUUCGGCUCCAGUACCAACCCAGUCACCUCCUCGUCCGGCUCCUGAGCAUUCCCAUUCGACUCCUCCCCGUCCAGUCCAUGAACAUCCCCAUUCUACACCUCCCCCGGCUGAAUAUUCACGCCACCCAUCCCGAUAUCCAGUGUCUCCCGAGGCCCCCUUUGAUGCGACAGCAUAUGGUCCACCCCCUUCGCACCCAGGGAGGACCUAUGAAACUCCAGAUGAUUUUCAUCGAGAAUGGAGUCAACCUGCGUCUCAUUAUGCCCCACCUCCCUCUAAGCGUCAUCCGCAGGAACUGCCCUACCAUUCGUACCGUGACAGGCCGGAGUCUUACGAUACACGCUCUCACGCACGGCCGCGAUCUGGUUAUGGUAAUAUGCCCCCUGCGGACUUCCGCUCUUCGAGGCACGACCGGCCAACAAGUCGAUCCGGGCCGGAGAUGCAUCCGCCGAUGUCACAGGCCACCCCACCUCGACCGAGUAGCCACCACAGCAACCAUUAUUCGUUCCCUUCCGCGGAGCAAUAUGUGCCGAACGAGAUCGUUCAUGGACAGCAAGUUUCAAGAUAUACACAACACUCUCCGGUCAGUAUCCACGAUCCCCAGGUAGAAUACGGUUCCCAUCCAGUGGAAACCGAGCCCCGUUAUCGCUCGCAUAGCAACUCUUUGGUCAAGGAGACCAGCCCUUUCCGCCCUCCUAGUAGUCGUGAGAGUCUACCGGCAGAGUACGCGACGAUGCAACCACGGGUGGAAGAUGAAGAAGAGGAGGGCCCUCCGCCACCACCCCCAGUUCAUCGAUCAGGCCUGGUUCAGACCAGUCAGCAGUUAGUACCGUCACCAACCCCUUCGUACCAAGCUUACUCGCCAGAGCUUGCAUCCCCCCGGACCUCCAACGAAAUCAACCUAUCGUUGCCGUCCCACAUGCAGUCCGAUGGGGGCCGGAUCCAGGACCUCCCCCCACAUACGAACGGGCCAUCCAUGCCACCCAGUCUAGUCGCCGGGUUUGACCCUGCGAUUGCAGAGGCCGAAUCAGACCGUGCUGCACAUGAGAGGCGCCAGAGCCGCAGACGCAGUGAGCUGAUCGAAGAGGUCAUUAUGCCUCUGGAACCGACGUCCGUGACCCCCCCUUACCCAGUAGAAGUCUCUCCGCCGAUCGUGGACGAGCGCCGAUCGCUCGGUAGUAGAAGCUCAGCGCAUUCAUUGGAGACUCGUCUUGUUCCUCGCAGGAAAUCUGUCAGCCCCCGGCCGCCGCUGCUAGGGGAGCGAGAAGCAUCACAAAUUCCAUUCUCGCCAGAUUCAUAUGACGCCUUUAAUCCGAACGCAGCUCGUGCGGCAGUCCUGCGUGACCCAGAACCGGCAUAUGAAACGCCAGCACAGGCGAUGGAGGCUGCUCGACGGUCUGAGAGGGAAGCAGCGCGGGACCCAGGUCCGAUCAUUGGCGACGACGGUCGGGAGAUUGAUCCCUCUGACCAUCUCCCUACCGAUACGUGGGCCCCGGAGCCAGAGCGAAAGACUAAGAAACCAGGCGUGGUGGUUCGUUUCAAGAAUGUUCCUCGAAAGAGGAGCCCCGCGCCGCCAGCACCCGUCAAAGAGUUUGCCCCACGAUCCAAGCCUUUGGUCGAUGGACGAUAUCGCCGUCCCCAGUCGUACGUGGCGCCGGAUCCCGCUAGUCGAAUAUCUCCAGGGGAUACGAGUCGUGGCCGCGCACUUUCGCCCUACGGACAUGGACGGACACUAAGUUCACCAAAUGCGACUCCCUCACCCCAUUCUCAUCGAAGCUCUGUCUCCCCUUCUCCACGCGGCCACUCACCCUCCAGUUUGUACGCCCCGAGCAACCCCGGGCCGCCAAUUCCAGCCAAGGUGCCGAUUGCCCAGCCGAUGAGCCAAAAUUAUCCUGUGAUGGCGGGUAACCAGGGGAUGGAUGCGCUCAGUCGAGAGUUGAAUACAAUCGACAUUGGGUCUGUGGGGUUCACCAAUAGGCAGGCGCUGAGGAGAUAUGUCCCGAAAUUGCCGGCUGGAUACGCGGCCUGAAAACGGUCCAUGACUUGAUGACCUCUUUCUUUCUUUCCUUUUUUCUUCAUUGGCCUUUUAAGAUUGCAUGGAAAACGAAAACGUAUGAAUGUGCGUUGGGUUUAUAUUUUCGGAUGGCGUUUGGGUGUAUACAUACAGAUAUCUAUACAUACGCAGAUUGAUACUUGGCACAUGGCUGACCUGAUUUGAUUUGAUGUGACGAAUAUAAAACGAUUGCAUUGCCUUGAAUUGAAUAGAAAGCU